AAAAUAUAAGAAUAAUAAUAAUAAAACGAAUAAUCCUAAAGCUACAAAUGUAAAUGGUACAGUACCCAUUCCGUUCGCUAAGCGUCCGUCUGUCUGUCUGUGUGUGUGAGUGCUUCAGUGUGUGCUAGUGAGUGUUGCUGGAAAUAUGCAAAGAUUGGCGCAAGUUUGCGAGGCGUAAAAAUAUUCAAGUUUCAUGUGCAAAUUACUGCACGCAUUUUUAAAUAAUCAAAUGCCAGCGGAACAAGUGUACAAGUAACCGGGAGAGAGGAAGGAGGCAGGCAGUCAGGCUCCUCUCAAAGCUCUCGACACAUAACGAAACGCGAGCCACGAGGCAUCUGCUAAUAGGAUUACGCAUCACCUCCGUUCGCCAACCGACAGUUGUCCGGAUUAGCAAACACAGCCAGAGAGCAGCCUCAAGUACCCAUCUUGGUUCGAGGUAACAGAUUAAAAGACUUCGUCCUUGAGAAUGUGUUCGUGCCCUGCGUAGUCGCAUUCCAGCAGUUGACACACAGCUCCACCAUGUGGACCUACAUGAUGGCUGCCGCCCGCGGAGAUCGGGUCAACACAAUGAUGUCCACCAGAAGACGCCCCGAAACGGAGUCCCCCAAAUACGGUUACAACCUCUCCUCCCGUCCCAUGUACCGCACCACGCGCUUUGUGGGCACCGCCAGCUCAGCGCCCGCCCAGCUGCAGCUGCAGCUGCCGCAUCAGUCGCAUCAGCAGCAGCAUCAGCAGCAGCCGCUCGAGGAGAUUAGCGGCGGCUUGUUCGCUCCAUUUGCGCCAACGGCAGCGAUUUCUGUUGAGCAGGCAGCCAGCUCGAUUCCCUUGGGAGCGGAUAACGACGAGCGCCUCGAGGUGCAUCAGCUUCAUUAUCCACGCCGCAGUUGGCAAAGGAGAAGCCAUCGCCAUGGCAAUCAGAGAGCAGCAAAUGACGACGAGGAUGAUGAUGAUGAUGAUGAUGACGAUGACGAUGAUGAUGAGUUUGGCGAGGCCGAUGGCGAGGACAACGACAACGACAACCGGGAGGAGGCCAUUGCACCAGCUGACCUUCAGCAGCAUCGCCAAAAGCACCAGCAGCAACAGCAACACUCCAGCAGUGAUCCCAGCUACGUGGAAAAUGGCAGGAAACUGAUACAGGAGCCCAGCAAACGGAGCAAACCGUCGGCCUUGCGGCGCACACUACAGGCUUUGAGGCAGCGUCUGACCAAACGGAAUCGACCAAAGCCACCGGACUGGUUCCUCGAGAAGUUCUCGAAUGCCACCAACACGGACAAGCUGGCCAAGGGCUGUCCCAUGAUGGACGACGCGGCGCUCUCCAGCGAGAUACGCGGCAGCAGUGCCCUGUGCAAUCGCCUCUCCGUGGACCCCACACUGCAGUCCCAUUACAGGUGGCUGGCUGUGGUCUCGCUGGCCGUGCUCUACAACAUCAUCUUUGUGAUGGGACGCGCCGUCUUCUGGGAGAUCAAUAAGAGCGCCCCUGCGGUCUGGUAUACGCUGGAUUAUCUAUGCGAUUUCAUCUAUCUGCUGGAUAUGCUGGUACACAUGCACGAGGGAUUUCUGGACCAGGGUCUGCUCGUGCGGGAUGCGUUCCGACUGCGCAGGAACUACUUUCACACGAAGGGCUGGUACCUGGACGUGCUGUCGAUGCUGCCCACGGAUCUGGCGUACAUCUGGUGGCCACCGGAGACCUGCAGCAGCCUGUACCUGCCCUGUCCGGUGAUUGUGCGACUGAAUCGCCUGCUGCGCAUGAAUCGGCUCUUCGAGUGGUUUGACCGCACGGAGACGGCCACCGGGUAUCCGAAUGCCUUUCGCAUCUGCAAGGUGGUGCUGGCCAUUCUGGUGCUGAUCCACUGGAACGCCUGCAUGUACUUUGCCAUCAGCUACGAGAUUGGCUUCAGCUCCGACUCGUGGGUCUACAAUCUGAAUGGCACGCGGAACAACACGCUGCAGCGGCAGUACAUCUACAGCUUCUAUUGGUCCACCCUGACCCUCACGACCAUCGGAGAGACGCCCACCCCAGAGAACGAUGUGGAAUAUCUGUUUGUGGUGGCAGACUUUCUCGCUGGUGUUCUCAUCUUUGCCACCAUUGUGGGUAACAUUGGUUCCAUGAUUUCCAACAUGAAUGUCGCUCGUGUCGAGUUCCAGAACCGCAUGGAUGGCGUCAAGCAGUACAUGGCCUUUCGGCGUGUGGGCCACGAGCUGGAGGCGCGUGUCAUCCGCUGGUUCGCCUACACCUGGUCCCAGAGUGGGGCGCUGGAUGAGGAGCGAGUGCUGGCCGCGCUGCCGGACAAGCUGAAGGCGGAGAUUGCCAUCCAGGUGCACAUGGACACGCUGAAGCAGGUGCGCAUCUUCCACGACACGGAGCCGGGCCUGCUGGAGGCGCUCGUGCUCAAGCUCAAGCUGCAGGUCUUCAGCCCCGGCGACUACAUCUGCCGCAAGGGUGAUGUGGGCAAGGAGAUGUACAUCGUGAAGCGGGGCAAGCUCUCUGUCGUGGGGGACAAUGGCGUCACCGUGCUGGCCACCCUGGGCGCUGGCUCCGUCUUUGGGGAGGUGUCCGUGCUGGAGAUUGCCGGCAAUCGGACGGGCAAUCGACGCACCGCCAAUGUGCGCUCCCUGGGCUACUCGGAUCUCUUCUGCCUGGCCAAGCGGGAUCUCUGGGAGACGCUGGCCGACUACCCGGAGGCACGCUCCACCCUCACCCAACGCGGCUGUCAGCUGCUGCGCAAGGACGGCCUCCUGGACGAGCAGAUAUUUUCAGACUCUCAGCGCGUGCAUGACAGCAUAGAGGGUGGCAUCGAGAAGUUGGAGCUGUCCGUGGAGAACCUCAACAUGCGACUGGCUCGACUCCUCGCCGAGUACACGGCCAGCCAGGCCAAGAUCAAGCAGCGUCUGGCCAAGCUGGAGAUGAAUGGCCCUGGCACUUGGCGCUUGGAGAGCGAGCCACAGACACGAGCCCGCAGCGGACGCCUCUACUCGCUGCAGCCCAAGCGGCGCCCACGUUCUCGUCCCGACGCGACUGCCAAAAGUGGAGAGGCUGCCAAGCAGAAUACGCUCUAAGCUCUAAGCGGGAACCAAGCAAGACCAAACCCCUUCGGCCCCAAGAGCGCAGAUAGGAGGAGCCCGAGACCGAGUCCGAGUCCUUUUUGGCCAAGGGCCAAAAUUGUAGUUUAAAAGUCAAAAGUUUACGGGGAAGGUAAAUCAAUUUUUAAUUUUUUACAAUUAGUUUGUAGGGGAAAGGCACAUGGAAUGCGAAAGUGUAGAUAACUUUAUAAAUUUCUAGAAUUAUUCAAAACUGAAUGUGCCUCAAAGUUUGUGUGUGUGUGUGUGUGUGUUAGAAUUAAGGGAUGAAAAAGAGAGAGAGAGAGAAUACACAAAGUUAGCCCCCUUAACCAACCCUAUGUACAUAUGUUAAGUAUACAUAAAACUAGUCCAAUUUUAUAUGCAGCUAGGCUAGGAUCAUUUUUUGAAACAAAACUUGAUGGAUAGAUGCGAUAGACCAGAUACCAAAUAACGAACAAAAACCAACAACAAUUGACCAACCAGUGACAUUGCUGAACAAACUAGAGGGAGUAGUAGAAACGAGAGACGCAGGGGGUUGAUCAGUCAGAGCUGCAACCCCUAAAACACACACAGAAGAGAAACAACCCCCCAAACGACUUCAAGGAAAAAUGUUAACAAAAAAGCUUACAAAGCUACCAAAAGAAAACACAAAACGAAAGAGGAGAAGGAGAAGGAGAAAGAG
This is a messenger RNA of Drosophila guanche, 3742 nucleotides long. It is a transcript of the gene CngA, whose product is annotated as cyclic nucleotide-gated cation channel subunit A. Bases 520 to 3057 code for a protein of 845 amino acids. Lineage: Eukaryota; Metazoa; Arthropoda; Insecta; Diptera; Drosophilidae. The record is from RefSeq and is a predicted model, not a curated record. Gene Ontology annotation, cellular component: plasma membrane; intracellular cyclic nucleotide activated cation channel complex. The transcript is spliced from 9 exons. Gene Ontology annotation, molecular function: intracellularly cGMP-activated cation channel activity; cGMP binding; protein-containing complex binding. Gene Ontology annotation, biological process: monoatomic cation transmembrane transport.